AUGCCUUCCCACAAAAUUAUGUUACUCUUUUUCUUUAUUAGCUUUCUUUAUUCUGCUACUACUCAAGCACAACCCUCUUAUACUAACAGCAGCUGUUCUCCUGACACCUUCGCUGCCAAUAGUUCCUUCCAAUCCGACCUCACCAAGCUCCUCUCUUCCUUAGCUUCCAACAAAACCGCCAACAUCAAUUUCUACAACACCACCGUCCACGGCGGUCGCAACACCGUAUACGGCCUCUUCAUGUGCCGGGGUGACGUCACCCUCCAGUUGUGCCACCAGUGCGUCGUUGACGCAACCAAAAACAUACGUUCCCUGUGCAACGUCUCGAAGGAGGCCGUGAUAUGGUACGAGGAGUGUAUGGUUCGCUAUUCCGACCGCUACUUCUUUUCCUCCGUCAACACGAGUCCUAGUCGGUGCGGGGCCAACACCAACAACGUCGCCAACAACCAAACAGGAUUCAUUAAUGUAUUGAACACAACAAUGAACAAGGCUGCCGACGAGGCGGCGAAACCUGGUAUGGGGAAGAAUUUUGCGACAGAAGAAGCGAGUUUACAGUUUCAAACUUUGUAUUGUCUGGUUCAGUGCACGCCGGACCUUUCUCCCCAAGGUUGCAGAACAUGUCUGAGAGACGCGAUUGGGGACCUUUUCAACUGUAGUGACAGGAAGAUAGGAGGAAGAGUUCUAUAUCCCAGCUGUAACGUUCGUUAUGAAUUGUUCAUCUUUUAUAAUUCUAGUGGUAAGCCAGCACCGCCGCCUCUUCCUGCACCUUUUCCGGCAACUCAUAUAGGAAAAACGAGGACCAUUGUAAUAGCUGUUGCUUCUGUUGCUUGUGCGGGGUUACUUUUUUGUUUGGUGUACUAUUUCUUAAGGAGUUUAAUAAGGAAGAGACGCAGGGCUGACCUCAGACAAAAAUACUUUGGAGAAGAAAGCAACACUUUAGAGCCUCUGCAAUUUAGUUUGGCUACUAUUGAAGCUGCAACAAAUAGGUUUUCAGAGGAAAAUUGUCUAGGCCAAGGUGGAUUUGGACAGGUUUACAAGGGUAUUCUUUCAAAUGGUCAAGAAAUAGCUGUAAAGAGACUUUCGAAAGGUUCAGGCCAAGGUGCAGCAGAAUUUAAAAAUGAAGUAUUAUUAAUAGCCAGACUGCAGCACAGAAAUUUGGUGACCUUACUGGGAUUUUGCGUAGAAGAUCAAGAGAAAAUUCUCAUUUAUGAAUAUGUUCCCAAUAAAAGCCUUGACUACUUCCUCUUUGGUUUGCUUCUUCUAAACUUUUUCAUAAUUUUUUUUAUUGAAAUUUAAGAUUAUCUUUAUUUGUAUGGGCACUUCCAUCGUCACUCACAAAAAAUAUAUAUGUGUGUGUGUGUGCGCAUAGGUUCCCAGGAAAAUAGAAGACUGACUUGGGAGGAACGUUACGAAAUCAUAAGAGGAGUUGCUCGUGGAAUUUUAUAUCUUCAUGAAUAUUCUCGUCUUAAAAUUAUACAUCGUGAUCUUAAACCUAGUAAUAUUUUGUUGGACAAUGAAAUGAAUCCAAAAAUUUCAGAUUUUGGCCUAGCUAGGAUGGUUGCUAUCAAUGAAAAUGAGGGAAAUACACGGAGGAUUGUCGGAACAUAGUAAGUUGUAUCUUCUCUCUCUUCAACAUUUACAUUUAUCUUGAUAUUGUUGAAUAAGGAAAAAUAAGUUUUUCUUAGGUGACACCAGAAGGUUUGCCUUCAAUGCAUCACUU
Neltuma alba is the source of this 1720-nucleotide messenger RNA. RefSeq names its product cysteine-rich receptor-like protein kinase 25. Gene Ontology annotation, molecular function: protein kinase activity; ATP binding. Gene Ontology annotation, biological process: protein phosphorylation. The transcript has 4 exons. The coding region runs from base 1 to 1296 and encodes 431 amino acids. The record is from RefSeq and is a predicted model, not a curated record. NCBI's taxonomy places the organism in Eukaryota, Viridiplantae, Streptophyta, Magnoliopsida, Fabales, Fabaceae.